AUGCAACUUCCGUAUCGAUAUAUUAAGCCUGGAGCUGUCAUUCUUAUUUCUAUUACAAUUGCUUUGAUUAUUACAUUUAUUACAUGGAAUGGAGGGAACAAGAACAUUGAAUCAAAAGUUAUAGGACCCAGUAAACUCGUCCGUGACCACUUGAAUCUUGCCAAACUCUUCAACAUCAUUCAUCUCAACUGCGGAUUCUUAUCAGGUGAACUUACUAGUGAUGAGACAAUCGAUAAGACUUGGAAUCUCCCCGAUGAAGUCAGCACAUCAAAAAUUUUGUCAAUCGACUUGAAAAAACUGAGCAGAGAUUUGAAGGCACUGUUGAAAACUAUGGAAAAGACUCCUUGGUCGGAUGUCUCCUUUGAAAUAGAACGUUCCAAAAUUAUGGCUGGAUUUGAUGCCAUAGAUCAAAAAAAGCCAUUUCAACAUAUUGAAACAAGUGAAUUGGAAAGUGUCUUUAUGAUUAAUUGGCAGACAUUUUAUAACGGAAGCUCUGAAAUGUAUAAAAACAUUAAAGAUCUUGAAAACAACCAGACAGUCGCCGAUUUCAAAUUGGUCAAUCUCAACGCAAGUAAAUAUUUAACACAGUUGGAAGAUGUCCAUAAGAUUUUUAGUCAUUUUGGAAAACCAACUGUCAAUUCCACUCCAAUUAUUUCUGACGAUUUGUUCAAUAUCUUGGACCUCAAAGACCUAUCAAGUGCCGCACCUCAACUCGCACAUUUCAAACUUUUGAUUUCGAAAAUGUCAGAAUUGAAUCUGGUUUUUCCUCAGCUGAAAUUUCUGGAUACUUUCAUAGCAGCUUCGAAUGUACCUAGCGAGAUGCUGAUGGCCGACUCAACUGAUAUAUUUUCCAAUGAAGAAGGGUCUUUUCUCCGUAAGAUAUUCAAGAAUGAAGAUGGACUGAAGUCGUUGCUCAUCGCAAUUUCUCCUAUUGAUAAAUACGUGGCUGGGAUUUCUAGACUUGCAGAUGUGCUCCCCAAACAUCCAAUCAAACCGGAGAUAAUCAAUAGCUUCGUCUUGCAAAAAGAAAUCAAGAAAAACUUGAAGCUACUCGAGACAACUUUGAGACCCCAUGCAUGUUUUGAUCGAGACCUUAUUGACCGUUUAUCAAAGUUACCGAAUAAAAAUGAUGUCAAUCUGAAUCACAAGGCUUGGAGUGACGUCAUGAUCUCCUUGCAACAAAACUUUUACAUCCUAUUUUCCGAAAAAUUCAGGGAAACCUAUCAAAAUUCCUCUGAGAAAUUACAAGCGGAAAUUCAUAACAUAACAGGCCCAUCCUUAAACACGCUGGUGUCCAACGAGAAUUUCGAAACAGUCAAGACUUUCGUUUUCGAAAUGAAAAAGUUCUCGAAAACAAUGAUGAAUUACACAUUGUCGUACUCUAAAGAGAAAGAGAAGGUCAGAAUUGAACGGAAAGUUUUUCAAGACUGGAUAAACUCCACCCUCUUCGACAAUUCAUAUCCCACGUGCCUCGAACAAGAGCUCGAUUUUCCCAUUCUCCACACGUUUUCUUCUUUUCAUAAAACUAUUGGAAUCUUGAGAGAUGGUUCUGAAAUUGAAAAUCUCAUUCGAAAUUCCAUCCGCUCAAUGCGACAGGCUCAGGAUCUUAUUCGAGAACUAACAAGAGUGUCAACUCGAAUAUCUAGAUUGCCAGCAAGUCACAAUUCCAAUGAAUUAUGUCAGAGAAUGAAAAAGAAGAAGUUAUUAGAAUUCGAGCAAGGAGUGGAGUAUCUGAAUCUGAAGUUUGAAGUGUUGAAGCAAAAGAAUCAAGUCCAGAAUCUCUCCAGUUAUGAGGAUGUUGUUGUGCAACAUGCUAGUACUAUUAAGGAUAGGAAUCAUCGAAAAUAUAUGAUUGAGGACUAUUUCCAGUAUCUGAAAGCGAAUGAGCCGAAUAUAACGGAAAUGUUUCAACAGAUUGAGAACUUGGAGCAGAUUCAUCUCACAGAAGACUGGAAUAGUCUGUCGAGUCUUUCGAGGAUUUAUGAGAUGGCUGCUGAGAUAACGAGUCCAAUGGAUUGGGUGGGUAUGAAUGAAGUGAUGGAGGAAAUUGUGAUGGAAGGAGAGAAUAAUACAAAUCUGACGUAUGCUUUGAAAAUAACAAGGGAGUUGGCGAAGAUGCCGGUGGAUUUGGAUUUGGAGCAGGUUGCAUUCAAAGAUUCUAAAAAGUCGUUGAAAGAUACGGAUAAGGAUUUCAAUGAAUUCUUUGAGUGGUCCAAACCAAAACCGAUUGGGAGUUGGAAAUCAUUCUUCAAAAAUAUUCUUAUCAUCAUUACUUCUGCACUUCUGUUAAUUGGAACUAUUGUGUUUUUGAUCCUGAUGGCAAGGCAGCCAAGUGGAAAACGGAGACUUACUGCAGAGGAUAGAGCCAGUGAUCCUGAUUUUCAAGUUAACGAGAAAAACGAACCAGUCUGGUCACAACUUCUUCAAACAAGUCGUUUGGCGAUAAAUCAGAGAGAUGAAAAUGGGUAUACACAGUUGUUUUUGGCAGUUGAAUACAAAGAUUAUGAGCUGGCGAAGGCUCUCAUUGAGCAAGGAGCAGCGAUUGAUGCUGCGUGCGGUCCAAAACAUCGAUCUGCUCUCCAACAAGCUUCGAAAUGUGGAGAACGGAAAAUGGUGGAGCUGCUUCUUAAGAGCGGAGCUGAUCGGAAAUGCAGGGAUUCAGAAGGAAAGAAUGCUAAACGAUUGUGCUCAUCGCAAAAUUAUACAAAGUCGGCGUUCGCCAAAUACUACAAUUAUAAACAUAUUCAACAAAUCCCAUGUCUUAAACGAGAUUUCUAUGUGCUUAUUGUGGAGCGUGCGAGAUUUGAUGAGAGACUGUUGGAAUUCUUGCCGGAUGGAAUGGAAGUGGUGUACGGUUAUAGAGAAGGAGAAGUGGACCUUGGCGACUUCACUCAUUUUGUAAUGGGUCCGAGUGCUGAGGGAGCGAAAGAUAUCGUGAUGGAUUUGAAUCAUAUGCUUACUUUUGAGAUUCUAUCGAAACCCGGAGUGAUUGUUUCAAUGGAAUGGUUGUAUGCAUGCAUUGAUGACACGAAUCAAAUGUUUGCUGACUGGAAGUUUCUUCUAACUGACGUUACAUUUGAGGAGAAAACUCAUCAUGAUGUGAUAACUAGGAUCAAGAAUGAUAUUCAUCGAUUGAGACCACCACUUCUCCACGACUGCGAAAUCACCAUCUUGCCAACAAGAAAUCGUAUUAUGAAAGCAGAUCGUGAUAUUUGGAUUCGUAUAAUCGAAAGUUUCGGUGGAAAAUACACAACGUCUCCAUAUCCAGCAUUACCAAAUCAACCUCCCUAUCACUAUACUCGAGAGAAAAUGGCGCCAACAAUCACUCGUUCCAUCGUUUUGUAUUUCGGAGAUAGUGUCAUUGAAGAACGAUGGACGUGGCCUGAGAACUGUAUUUCUUUGAUUGGAAUGGGAUGGCUUCCGGAAUCGAUCGUUCGGUACCAACUUCUUCGACCAGAUGACCGAUGCUUGAGUAACGAGCCAGAUUUCAUGAAAUUACAGAUGAUUAGGGACAUCUGA
Molecule: messenger RNA, 3519 nt
Organism: Caenorhabditis remanei
Lineage: Eukaryota; Metazoa; Nematoda; Chromadorea; Rhabditida; Rhabditidae
Exons: 9
Coding region: 1-3519 (1172 amino acids)
Molecular function (GO): protein binding
Source: RefSeq, a predicted model, not a curated record